Molecule: messenger RNA, 4110 nt
Organism: Pipistrellus kuhlii (Kuhl's pipistrelle)
Lineage: Eukaryota; Metazoa; Chordata; Mammalia; Chiroptera; Vespertilionidae
Gene: GLRA3
Product: glycine receptor alpha 3
Exons: 9
Coding region: 16-1359 (447 amino acids)
Biological process (GO): chemical synaptic transmission; nervous system process; regulation of membrane potential
Cellular component (GO): synapse; postsynaptic membrane; neuron projection
Molecular function (GO): glycine binding; extracellularly glycine-gated chloride channel activity; transmitter-gated monoatomic ion channel activity
Source: RefSeq, a predicted model, not a curated record
AUAUCUCUCCGUAUCAUGGCCCACGUGAGACACUUUCGGACAUUAGUUUCGGGAUUUUAUUUCUGGGAAGCAGCACUGUUACUCAGUUUGGUUGCAACAAAGGAAACAGAUAGUGCAAGAUCUAGAAGUGCUCCAAUGUCACCUUCUGACUUCCUGGAUAAAUUAAUGGGGAGGACAUCAGGAUAUGAUGCAAGAAUCAGACCCAAUUUUAAAGGUCCUCCAGUUAAUGUCACAUGCAACAUAUUCAUAAACAGCUUUGGCUCUAUUGCUGAGACAACCAUGGAUUACAGAGUGAAUAUCUUUCUUCGUCAGAAAUGGAACGAUCCUCGCCUUGCAUAUAGUGAAUAUCCUGAUGACUCUUUAGACCUAGACCCUUCCAUGUUGGAUUCCAUUUGGAAACCUGACCUGUUCUUUGCCAAUGAAAAGGGUGCCAACUUUCACGAAGUUACCACAGACAACAAACUGUUAAGAAUUUUCAAGAAUGGAAAUGUUCUUUAUUCAAUAAGAUUGACAUUAACACUUUCCUGUCCGAUGGAUCUCAAGAAUUUUCCGAUGGAUGUGCAAACAUGCAUAAUGCAACUGGAGAGUUUUGGAUACACAAUGAAUGACCUCAUUUUUGAAUGGCAAGAUGAGGCACCUGUACAAGUGGCAGAAGGACUCACUUUGCCCCAAUUUCUGUUGAAAGAAGAGAAAGAUUUACGAUACUGCACUAAACAUUACAACACAGGAAAGUUUACAUGCAUAGAAGUGCGAUUUCAUCUUGAACGACAAAUGGGAUACUAUCUGAUCCAGAUGUAUAUUCCCAGUCUCCUGAUUGUUAUUCUGUCAUGGGUUUCAUUCUGGAUCAAUAUGGAUGCUGCUCCAGCCAGGGUAGCUUUGGGAAUAACUACUGUGCUGACUAUGACCACACAGAGUUCAGGAUCCCGAGCUUCCUUACCAAAGGUAUCAUACGUCAAAGCUAUUGACAUUUGGAUGGCAGUAUGCCUCCUUUUUGUGUUUUCAGCACUUCUGGAAUAUGCAGCUGUAAAUUUUGUAUCAAGACAGCACAAAGAACUUCUGAGAUUUCGACGAAAGAGAAAGAAUAAGGAUGAUGAGGUCAGGGAAAGUCGAUUCAGCUUCUCAGCCUAUGGCAUGGGACCGUGUCUGCAAGCAAAGGACAGCGUGACCCCCAAGGCCCCAAACCGUCCUGCCCAGGUAAUGCCAGAAAGCCCCGAUGAAAUGAGGAAGAUCUUUGUCGACCGGGCCAAGAAGAUUGACACCAUCUCCCGAGCCUGCUUCCCAUUAGCCUUUUUGAUUUUUAAUAUUUUCUACUGGGUUAUCUAUAAAAUUCUUAGGCAUGAGGAUAUCCAUCAGCAAUGAGAUUAAGUCUCUGGGGUCAUGCAAGUGCAACCAGUCAAUUCAAAAGGAAGUGUCAUCACCAUAGGGUGUGUGUGUGUGUGUGUGUGUGUGUGUGUGUGUGUGUGUGGUGUAUAAUGAUGACCAUUGUAUUAAAAUGCAUAGAGGAAGGUAUUAUAAUUUGCUGUGCAAACUUAUAAGGCAAAUUAUGAUUCUUUUAAUGGAUACAAAAUAUAUAUUUAUGUAUUAUAGACAUUCUAUUUCAUAUUGAUUUAUUUGUUCUUUCAUAGUAAAUCACAUAAGUGGAAGUAUCACUGCCAAUGUGUUUGUAUAUUAUAUAAUGUCAAAUAAUAGCACAUGUGAAAACUACUUGGGAUUCCUUUAUUUUUAACUUAAUAAUAAUCUUAUAAAGUAAAAUUUGCACAAUGAACUUUAUACCAAGAGAAAAGGGAAAUGAUGAAGGUAAAUUAGAAGCUUGAGGCUUUAAAAUAUUUUCUUAUACUGUAGUUAGAGAUGGAAAAAUAAUAAGUUGAUUCAAUGGAAAACUUGUUUAGUAGUAAUAGAAAAUUAUACAUACAAAUACUACCAGACCAACUUAUGUAAUAACAAAAAAAUUCAAAUUAGAUGAUUAAAAUAAAGAACUUCUAUUAUUUAGAUAAUAGCUUUACUUGUUUAGAAUAUUACAUUUUGCUCUUUGGAAAUUUAAAACGAAUGGCACAAGAGAUCACAUUUUAUAAAUAUCUACUUUUUUUUAACUUCAUAUGUCUUUGAAUAAAUGUGAAAAUACUGAAAACAGCAUUUUGUGUUUAAAUAAGUGUUUUAGCUAUGUAUCUAUGUGUUUUUAAUUAUUGACAAACACUAAAAAACUCAAGCCCUUGUUUUGUUAGACUUUUAAUAGCUCCUUAUUUGUCUGCAUGUAAUUAUGUUUAAGGUUUUGAUAUAAUUGAAUACAGUUCAUUAAGAUUUUUAAAUUUUAACUCAGAAUGAGACUUUAAAAUUCAAUGGUAUUAUAGUAUUUACAUUUUGAUAAAAAUAAAUUUAAUGAAUAUAAAAUUGGAUUUAUGAGAGAUUUUUAAUAAUAAAUGUUUUCCCAUCAAAGUUAUAUGAUUUCAAACUCUUAGCUCAAAAUUUGAGAAAGGAAGGUUUUAACUCUAAAUUAUAAAAAUAAAUUAUUUCUAUAAAGUGAGGAUUGACAGUUUAUAUAAUUGUGAAUCAGUGAUUUUAAUAUAUAAGUCAUUCACUAGAUGUGAAUAAUUUUGAAUAAAAUUUUUACUUCAAAUUUAUCAACAACCCCAUGGAAUUAUUUCAACUACAAUGGGGCAUUAACUUAUUUUGUGCAGUGUAAUUAAGUACAACUAUGUAACAGAGUUCUUGGUUAAAACGAACCAGAUUCUGUUUAUUUUUCAGUUUUGCUCUUUUUGCAUUAUUUUUAUCAUUAAUGUAUUUUUAAAGAGCCCUGGAAUGCUUCUUAGAUAUGCAUGAUUAUUGAUCAGAUUCACUAAAUGGAAACUCAGUGUGCCAAAUUACUAACAGAGGAAGGUUUAAACAUUAAGAAAACGAUGAACUCAGAAUUCCGAGAGAGAAAUAAGCCAGUUUUGAACAAGGUGGCAAUCUUUUCUGACCUUUAACCAUUUCAAACUAAAAGUAAGAACUGCCAUUUAAAGCUAAAAAUUUCUCAAUGUUUUUGAACUCUGGUCUAUCCACUUCUAACUUUUAAAAAUAACUUUUAAAAACUAAUGUAUGUUCAACAAUUUUUUUGUAACUAAAAGGACAAAUUCCCCUUGUUUAUAAAAAUUUAAAACAAUAUUAGAAAAAAAAUCAUCAUCUUUGCCACUAAAUAUAAAUGCCACAACUGAAGGAAGUUAGUACUAUGUGCUUUAGUUAUUUUUGAGGACUGUGCACUUAAAAGUUAAACAUAUGCAGCUGACAAGGUGGCCGAGUGGUUAAGGCGAUAGACUGCUAAAAGUUAAACAUAUAUACUUCCUCAUUUGGUGUAGAUGAAAUAAAAGCACAGAAAUAUUUUCCUGUACUAAAGGUAGGUAAGAGCAAGAUACGUUGUUUGUAUUCUCUGAGGAUAAGCUAGGUAGCUUAAAGUAAUGAUAAACUACAUGGUCUUAAUAUGUCUCUGAAAUACUUGAAUGCAUUUUUCUAUACUUUACAUGUCUUAUUUCAAAAGUUCUCCAUCAUUGCUUAAGUUAAGUGAAUUCUGUCAGAAGCAAACAGAGAUAUAAUGAAUUUUAUGACCCAAAAAGAAAUUCAUGCGCAUUACUUAUGUUUAUAUUUGAGAAUAUUAAAAAUGUCUUUUCUAAACUUAAUAUAAAAAUACUAGCCAUGAGACAAAUUGUCAGCAGGGGUCUUGGGGUGAUAGGGAUCUAUUUAGAAAGUAUUAUCCUUUGCUUAGGUAUGUAAACUUAUCAUUGUCUUAUCACACUAGGAAAAUAUUAUGACAGCCUUCACUCAUGUGGCCACAGUGACAAGGCUGUAUCCAAAACUUUUAAAAGAAUGUGCCCCUUCUCAUGAACAUGUAUAGAUCUUUUCAAACUAGAAAAGCACAUUAUAAUUAGCAUCCUGAGGUAGUAGGUGCCUGAACAAUUCUUGUGUCAAACCCUAAUAUUUCAAAUUGAGCCAAUGAGAAAACUAUUAAUAUUCUGAAAAUAAAAUGUGUGCAUAUACACUAAUUACCCACACAUAAGUUGCAGUUCUAAUAUGGAUAUUCUGAAAUAUUUUUAUCUUUUCUUAAAUAUAUUUUUAUUUGUUUCAGAGAGGAAGGGAGAG